Messenger RNA from Callorhinchus milii (elephant shark), 1155 nucleotides. Its product is annotated as paired box protein Pax-6. Bases 1 to 1155 code for a protein of 384 amino acids. Gene Ontology annotation, molecular function: DNA-binding transcription factor activity, RNA polymerase II-specific; RNA polymerase II cis-regulatory region sequence-specific DNA binding. The transcript has 9 exons. Gene Ontology annotation, biological process: anatomical structure development; regulation of transcription by RNA polymerase II. NCBI's taxonomy places the organism in Eukaryota, Metazoa, Chordata, Chondrichthyes, Chimaeriformes, Callorhinchidae. The record is from RefSeq and is a predicted model, not a curated record.
AUGGGGAUGGAGGCUGGGAGGCUGGCGGUGAAUUUCAGCCGCGAGGUUCACACCCGCACGGAAGGCGGACUCAAUCUCCUCGCUCUCUCUCGUUCUCCAGGAGAGGGAUGUUUGAACCAGCUGGGGGGCGUCUUUGUGAAUGGACGCCCUUUGCCCACAUGUAAGAGAAAGCGAAUCAUAGAGCUGGCAGUGAGUGGCAUUCGGGCAUGUGAUGUCGCCCGGAUAUUACAGGUCUCCAAUGGCUGUGUGAGUAAGAUCCUGGGCAGAUAUUAUCAGACGGGCUCCGUUGGACCAAAGGCCAUUGGUGGGAGCAAACCACGUCUCUCCACCCCAGAGGUGGUGGCUAAGAUCGCUCAGCUUAAGUGGGAAAACCCCUCUAUGUUUGCCUGGGAAAUCCGCGGGAAGCUGCUCUCCCAGGGAAUCUGCUGCAAGGGGAAAAUUCCCAGCGUCUCCUCCAUCAACCGAGUCCUGAGGAACCUGAACUCCGACCUGCAACAUCCUGCAGCUGAGGAUAUGUCAACAGCGACGUGGAUGGGAGGUUCCGGAGGGCAGGAAACCACAGAGACUGUGGCGUCUGACUUUCCUGGGGCUCAGAAAGUCCAGACAAACUCCCAGCAAAGGAACAGGACAGUUUUUAUGCAGGAGCAAUCUGAGGCAUUGGAACAAGAAUUCACAAAGACACAAUAUCCUGAUGUUUUUGCCCGAGAGAAAUUGGCUUCCAAAACGUCUAUCCCCGAGGCCAGGAUCCGGGUCUGGUUUUCCAACAGACGGGCAAAGUGGCGUCGAGAAGACAAGGUGAAACAUGGACCCAGCUUUGUCAGAGGUAGGACAUGUGGUGCUGCCGUGAACCCAUUACAGCUCCCCCCUCAGGGCUGUCCCACCUUCCCCCCAUCUUCCCUGGCUGACAGCUUCGCUCUGCAGUAUCAACAGGCUUCUCCGCAGCCAACCCAGGCCUUUGCGUUGCCAGAUACCCUGAUGGCUCCGAGGUUUGACGUUUACCGGACGGUCAGCUCACAGCGACACCCGAGUCCCGCUCCGCACAGCUGGAGGGCGCUCGCGAGUGGGUACGAGACAUACUGGGCUACAGCCUCUCAGCCCUGCCUGAGGUCCAGCCAGACCCACCCCAUGGACAUCGCUCACGGUGAGCCAGUGUAA